UGAUCGCACUGCGGCUCCCGCCCCGGCGAGUUCUCGCCCCCGCGCGGCCGUUGCCGAGGAGACGGCGCAGUCUCUCGGCGCGUUGCCCCCUCUGCAGUCCCCCCGCCCCUCUUCUCCCACCACAAUGAGAUCCUAAGAUGGCGGUAGCUGCGGCGGUUGGCGCUAAGGUAGAGAAGGCGGCCAUUGGGCCCUAGGCAGCCAGGGAACUUGUGGGCGCUCGCUGCUGCGGUCUCUAAGGGAGGACCGCUGCCGGUGGCGGGUCGUAGGGCCUGACCGCUACUCCACCGUUGGCAGGAGCGGCUGCUUCGUUUACAGGCAACAGCUUUGAAGUGUGAAGCAGGGAAGGAGCCGUUUUGGAGCUGUAAAAUUAGUUUUUAAACAGGUACUUGACCAUCUUAAGCACAGAGAAGAAAUUGAGAAGUUCCUCAAAUGAAACUGGCUAAACAACACAUAAAACCAAAUACUUAUGCAUUUUCUUCUCAGUUUCCAUUAAAAGUGUUUAGUACAUUUGGACACUGUAUGAAGACUUUCAAAACAGUGUACCAGAAAAUUAAGUAAAGCCAGGAUGGCCACAGGAGGAGGUCCUUUUGAAGAAGGUGUGAAUGAUCAGGAUUUACCAAACUGGAGCAGUGACGGUGUUGAUGACCGACUCAACAAUAUGGAUUGGGGUGGCCAACAGAAGAAAGCAAAUAAAUCAUCAGAAAAGAAUAAGAAAAAGUUUGGUGUAGAAAGUGAUAAAAGGGUAACUAAUGAUAUUUCUCCGGAGUCCUCACCAGGAGUUGGAAGGCGAAGAACAAAGACUCCACAUUCGUUUCCACAUAGUAGAUAUGUGACUCAGAUGUCUGUUCCAGAGCAGGCCGAAUUAGAGAAACUUAAACAGCGCAUAAACUUCAGUGAUUUAGAUCAGAGAAGCAUUGGAAGUGAUUCUCAAGGUAGAGCAACAGCUGCUAACAACAAACGUCAGCUUAGUGAAAACCGAAAGCCCUUCAACUUUUUGCCUAUGCAGAUUAAUACGAACAAGAGCAAAGAUGCUGCUCUAAGUCCUCCAAAGAGAGAAAUGAUUGGAUCAGCACAAUGUAAAGAGUUGUUUGCCUCUGCUUUAAGUAAUGACCUUUUGCAAAACUGUCAAGUCUCUGAAGAAGAUGGAAGAGGAGAGCCUGCAAUGGAGAGCAGCCAGAUUGUAAGCAGGCUAGUUCAGAUUCGUGAUUAUAUUACUAAAGCUAGUUCCAUGCGGGAAGAUCUUGUAGAGAAAAAUGAAAGAUCUGCUAAUGUUGAGCGCCUUACUCAUCUAAUAGAUCACCUUAAAGAACAAGAAAAGUCAUAUAUGAAAUUUCUUCAAAAAAUCCUUGCUAGAGAAAAUGAGGAGGAGGAUGUUCGGACUAUAGAUUCAGCUGUGGGAUCUGGUUCUGUAGCUGAGAGCACAUCGCUAAACAUAGAUGUGCAGUCUGAGGCUUCAGAUACCACGGAGGCAUCUUUUAGUCUGAGAAUUCGGCCGUGCAUUGAGGACAAACUAGGGAAUUCAGCUUCACAGGAACAGGUUUCAGACAUUGACGUUACCACAAGUCCAAAAGGGAAAGGUGACAGACCUCCUCAGAAUGACAGGGAACUGAGGCCUAAUAGGAAAUGUAGCCGAAAACGUGGAUUUCCCUCAAAGGCCAGAGAUCCUCAGCAGGAGCCUAUGGAAGAGAUAGAAAAUUUGAAGAAACAACAUGACUUAUUAAAAAGGAUGUUACAACAGCAGGAGCAACUGAGAGCUCUGCAGGGAAGACAGGCUGCUCUUCUUGCUCUGCAGCACAAAGCAGAGCAAGCUAUUGCUGUGAUGGAUGAUUCUGAAGAGGUUGCAGGGACAACUCCUGGCCAUCAUACUGUACCGGGCAGACAGCCAGCUUGCUCUCCUUUUCAUCAGAGAGUACCUUUAAGAGUUGUAACAGAAACUACAGGUAGCCUAUCUGGAGUUAGUAUCACCUCUGAACUAAAUGAAGAACUGAAUGAUUUAAUUCAGCGUUUUCAUAAUCAGCUUCGUGAUUCUCAGCCUCCAACUGUUCCAGACAAUAGAAGACAAGCGGAAAGCCUUUCAUUAACUAGGGAGGUUUCCCAGAGCAGGAAUCCUUCAGUUUCAGAACGCUUACCUGAUGAGAAAGUACAACUUUUUAGCAAAAUGAGAGUAUUACAGGAAAAGAAACAAAAAAUGGACAAACUGCUUGGAGAACUUCAUACACUUCGAGAUCAACAUCUGAACAAUUCAUCAUUUGUGCCUUCUUCAGCCUCUCCACAAAGAAGUGUGGAUCAGAGAAGUACAACUUCAGCUCCCUCUGCUCCUGUAGGCUUAGCACCAGUUGUCAAUGGAGAACCCAAUAGCUUCACAUCAUCUGUUCCUUAUCCUGCUGCUUCUCUAGUUUCUCAGAAUGAGAGUGAAAAUGAAGGACAUCUAAAUCCAACUGAAAAACUCCAGUAA
This is a messenger RNA of Leptonychotes weddellii (Weddell seal), 2455 nucleotides long. The record is from RefSeq and is a predicted model, not a curated record. NCBI's taxonomy places the organism in Eukaryota, Metazoa, Chordata, Mammalia, Carnivora, Phocidae.